UACAUCCCUACCCCUAAGCUAAAUUGCCGCUUCCGCCAUUCUUCCUUCUACCACCAGUGUCACUCUCCGGUGACUGACCGUCGGAACCCUAAACUUAAAACCGCCACACGUGGCAACACACCGUAUAGUCACGUCAUUUCCUUCAAACUCACGAUUCAGAAGAAUUCGAUUCCGUAUUGAAAUGGGAAACGGAAUGCAAUUCCCGUAAUCCAAACAACCAUUUUUCUAAUCAUAAAUACCAAAAAAAAGUUACAUAUACAGUAGAAUAGAAUGAGAAUUAUCCGCUUCCGUAAAUACUUUAUGUUAAAUUAAAUGUAUGAAGGGGGCAAGUUGUUGUAAUAAUCCUAUAAGCAUAAGAAUAGCAUCAUCAUCAGUAACAGCCACUUCGAAUACUUUCUCUUCCAAUUUUGAAUUCCAAAAAUGGCUAUUUAAGUCGAAGAUGCGAAUUCCGAAGCGUUCAGUUUCUCUUUGUCUCUCUGUGUUCUCUCCUCCUCACCACCUCAUUUCAUCUCUUUCCAGAAGCUUCCAUUUCCAUUCCGGAAUUCCUUGUUCUAAAAGUUCCGACUAUUUCCCGGAAAGUGGGAAACCAGUUCGUCGUAAAGGGAUUGAUCAGUUACAUACAAGUUGUACAAUGGAUGGUGCUAGUGUAGAUAACAGGACGACGCUGAUUGAGAAGAGAAAUGGUGCCAAUGGUGGUCAACAAUCCUGCAUAUGGUCAUCUCCCGAAGGAGGGUGUGAAAUUGACAUAGGAAAGCAGAUAUUCUGCAACAGGUCUUUAAACAUGAAAAGUAUAGUUGCGGUUGGCUUUGACAUGGAUUACACCCUGGCUCAAUACAAACCUGAGACUUUUGAAUCUCUUGCAUAUGAAGGCACCGUCAGAAAGCUAGUCUACGAUUUAGGAUACCCUCCAGAGCUGUUGGAAUGGUCAUUUGAUUGGAGCUAUAUGGUCAGAGGUUUGGUUCUUGAUAAAAAGAGGGGGAAUAUAUUAAAGAUGGACCGACACAAAUAUGUGAAAGUUGCUUACCAUGGAUUUAGGGAGAUGUCCAAAGAAGAUAAAGUUGCUACUUAUGGCAAUACCUUGCUUCGGGAUUCAUUUGAUGAACCUGAUUAUGCACUUAUUGAUACCCUUUUCUCUCUGGCUGAAGCCUACUUAUUUGCUCAGUUGGUGGACUUCAAGGACAAAAAUCCAGGAAAAGUUCCUGAAAAUGCAGACUACUCUCGCAUGUACAAGGAUGUUAGAGCAGCAGUUGAUUUGUGCCACCGUGAUGGGACUUUGAAGCAGAUGGUUGCAAAAGAUCCAAAAAGAUAUAUCAAUAACGNGGGGGGAUAUUUGUGCAGCUUGUGGGACUAUACAAACAUUGUUAUGAACUUUCUCUGUGGGCCUUCACCUUCAGAUGGAUCGUCUACUUCCCGUUAUGAUUGGCUUCGGUACUUUGAUGUAGUCAUCACUGGCAGUGCAAAACCAGGUUUUUUCCAUGAUGAAAACCGUGCAAAUCUUUUUGAGGUUGAGCCUGAGAGUGGCAUGCUUAUUAACACUGAUAAUGGGACUCCUAUGGCACAGGUGGGAAGCACUUCUAUAAGAUUGCCUUUAAAGAGCUUGAAGAAAGGUUGCAGAAUUUACCAGGGAGGAAAUGUUGGCCAUUUGCAUAAAUUACUCUCAAUUGAGUCAAGCUCACAGGUUCUUUAUGUUGGAGAUCACAUUUACGGUGAUAUCUUACGCAGCAAAAAAGUUUUGGGUUGGAGAACAAUGCUUGUUGUUCCAGAGCUUGAGAGAGAGGUUGAACUUCUCUGGGAACUAAGGGACACUCGGAAGCAACUUCAGUUACUAAGGAGUCAGCGUGAUCACAUUGAAGAUGAAAUACACCAUCUUAAGUGGUCUCUCAAGUCUGAAGAUACUGAUGAUAUCAGCAAGGAGAAGAUGUUGUCCGAGCUUGACAAGCUGAAGUCUCAAAGCGAGGAGGUCAGGCUCAGUCAUCAGCAGGCACAACGAGAAUGUCACCAAAAGUUCCACAUGGUCUGGGGACAACUCAUGAAGACUGGCUAUCAGAAUUCUCGCUUCGCACAUCAGGUGGAGAGGUUCGCGUGCCUUUAUACCAGUCAAGUGACAAACCUGAGCCUGUAUUCCCCAGAUAAGUAUUAUAGGCCGAGCGAGGAUUUUAUGCCCCAUGAAUUUGACAUCCUCUCUAUUUGAAGAAAUCAUAUCAGCCAGGAGACGCAGGCAGUGCAUUUUGAAGAAGAGCUUUGCUCAUUCUAACUUUUAGGUGCAUCCACAUCUUUUAUAUAUUGAGUUCUUAGGUCAUCUGGGAACGUAGAAAGGCUUUAUGUUUUGUGGUUAAAUAACUCAAAUGUGUAUCAUAUUUGUUUUGUGUUAUCUCAUUUAUGCACUUGCCUGAUUCUGGAUUUGCA
Messenger RNA from Nicotiana tabacum (common tobacco), 2406 nucleotides. The record is from RefSeq and is a predicted model, not a curated record. Lineage: Eukaryota; Viridiplantae; Streptophyta; Magnoliopsida; Solanales; Solanaceae.